AUGGAAUGUGACUGUGAGUCAGUUUGUAUUUGUGAUCCUUUGCGACUGUCCUCACAGCCCAGCAUUUGUGUUGUUGCACAGAGCUGGCACAGUUUGAAGACUCAUAGUUUGCAGGACUCAUCUGUCAUCCAGAUUCCAGUGCAGGCAGAGAGCUCUGUACACAGCUUUGAACAGACUCAUGAGCCAAUUGAUGACGAGUCUUCAACGCAGAUGUCCAAUGAACUCGGUUCAGGGUCACCAGAGAGCUCUGUACGCGGCUUUGAACGGACUCGUGAGCCAGUUGAUAACAAGUCUUUAACGUGGGUGAUCCAUGAGUUACCACCUCUGGGUUUUGGUAAUCACGUGGCCUAUGCUUACCAUAUUGAUUUUAUACAAAAAACAGAUUUUAUCCAGUCUGUCAGCAUCCCUCAUGAGAAUGUAGAAAAACACAACGAAACUACAUAUGUCUCAAGCACAUUUGUUAUCUCAGAUGAGUCUGUUGACUUCCUCAAAGGCUUGCUUUUCACACGCGUCAUGCCCUCGUUCUACAUCAUCAUCAUCCUCAUUAGUUUGCCCCUGAACGCUUUGGCCUUGGUGACGUUCACCUGUAGGAUUCGACAGAAGAAACCAGCUGUGAUCUACAUGUCUCACCUGGCGUGUGUGGAUCUGCUCUUCACCCUGCUGCUGCCUCUGAAGAUCCACUACCAGCUGAACGCUUCAGACUGGGUUUUCGGUGAAGCGGCGUGUCGCAUGCUCAGUGCAGCUUACUACUGCUACAUGUACUGCUCCAUACUGCUGAUGAUGUGCAUGAGCGUGGACAGGCUGCUGGCCGUGGUGUUUCCCGUCGCCUCUCUGACCUGGAGAAGCGCAAGGAAAGCCACAUGCGUAUGUGUGCUGGUCUGGCUGCUGGCGCUCGCGGGUGUGGUGCCGCUUUUCUUAGUGAGACAAACGCUCAACACCAAGAAUGUGGGCGUCACCUGCCAUGAUGUGCUGUAUCACACAAAGGUGUAUGAGUACCUGUUCUCCAUCCUCUCCUGCCUCUACUUCUUCUUGCCGCUGGUCGUAACCUCAGUGAGCUACUCAACCAUCAUAUAUGUGCUCAGUGUAAAAUCUGAUCACUUAGCUACAUCAUCCUCAUCUUCAGACAGUCGAAGGAGAGCUGUGAUUAUGACUAUCGCUGUGCUGACAGAGUUUAUCACUUGCUUUGCACCAACCAAUGCCAUCCUGUUGUACCACUGUGUUCAUUUAGCUACUGAAAAUGAUAGGAGGGAGGAAAAUUCUUCAUAUACUGCUUACCUGUUGGCUGUGUGUGUAGGAAGCUCAAGUGUUUUCCUGGACCCUCUGCUGUACUACUACGGAUCGUCUCAAUGCAAACAGCAGAUGAGCUCUCUGAUCUGGUGGAGGAAGACAAAAAGCACAACCACACCUUCAAUCACAAAUAGUCAAACAAAAUCUGUGAGUACACUCAGGCUCUCUAAGCUUUAUGAAGAUGUGUGUGUGCAGCCUGUGAACGACUGUGUGCCUUUUGUGCUGGAGCAACCUUACGGAAUGAUAAUGAAACAAUGA
This is a messenger RNA of Onychostoma macrolepis, 1545 nucleotides long. RefSeq names its product proteinase-activated receptor 1-like. Gene Ontology annotation, molecular function: thrombin-activated receptor activity. NCBI's taxonomy places the organism in Eukaryota, Metazoa, Chordata, Actinopteri, Cypriniformes, Cyprinidae. Gene Ontology annotation, biological process: blood coagulation; thrombin-activated receptor signaling pathway; positive regulation of Rho protein signal transduction. The record is from RefSeq and is a predicted model, not a curated record. The transcript is spliced from 6 exons. Gene Ontology annotation, cellular component: membrane. Bases 1 to 1545 code for a protein of 514 amino acids.